Necator americanus (New World hookworm) is the source of this 282-nucleotide messenger RNA. RefSeq lists its product as uncharacterized. The record is from RefSeq and is a predicted model, not a curated record. NCBI's taxonomy places the organism in Eukaryota, Metazoa, Nematoda, Chromadorea, Rhabditida, Ancylostomatidae. The transcript has a single exon. Bases 1 to 282 code for a protein of 93 amino acids.
AUGCAGGUCACUUCGAGACCUCAAAAGGGAAUCAGAAUGGAAAGAGACUCGAUGGAACUCGUCGAUCAGUUCUGUUACCUGGGCUCUACGCUGACGAACAACGUCAGCCACGAGAAAGAUACUCAGCAAAAAUGGGCUGUGGCACUUUUGCAUUUAGCUCAACGAAAUGCCUGUGGUCGAUCCCCAUCACCAAGGAAGUUCAGCUGCGAGCCUACUUAUCCGUAUCACAGUAUACGGAUCGGAAUCUUGGACAACACCAUCUACGGUUAUAGAGAGGCUUGA